This is a messenger RNA of Stegostoma tigrinum, 965 nucleotides long. It is a transcript of the gene mrpl12, whose product is annotated as mitochondrial ribosomal protein L12. Gene Ontology annotation, cellular component: mitochondrial large ribosomal subunit; ribosome. Gene Ontology annotation, biological process: mitochondrial transcription; translation. Lineage: Eukaryota; Metazoa; Chordata; Chondrichthyes; Orectolobiformes; Stegostomatidae. The record is from RefSeq and is a predicted model, not a curated record. Gene Ontology annotation, molecular function: structural constituent of ribosome.
GGUCACGCGCUGGAGGUCACGAUUCCCCGCCCCCGUCCCUCCCGCCGCCGCCAUUGCUCCAUGUGGGAGCCGGCAGCGCUGAGGAGGUGACCGUCCGCCCGGGGGCGCGGGGCCGGGGGGGAGAAGGAAAGAUGUUGGCGGCGCUGGGGAGAGGGACCGCGACAGCCCGGGGCCUGCUCAGGAGAGAGCUGCGAACCUUCUGUGCAUUACGAGCCCUGAGGACCAGUGCCUGCUAUUACAAUGACAGUCUGGCAACGCCACCUCUCGACACUGCCCCUAAGGAUUAUUCACCAAAGAUAAAGCAGCUGGUGCAGGAAAUAGCGAGCUUGACACUUCUGGAAAUCUCUGACUUAAAUGAACUGCUUAAGAAAACAUUGAAAAUUCAGGAUAUCGGAAUGAUGCCGAUGGCAGGACCGAUGGCAGCUGCUCAGCCAGAUUCCCAGGCAGACGAAGACACUGCCCAGGUCAAAAAAGAGAAAUCCCUUUUCACAGUGAAACUGACAGAAUUCAAAGCAGCAGAAAUGAAGCUCAUUAAAGAGGUGAAGAACUGUAUUCCUGGCCUCAACCUGGUGCAGGCGAAGAAACUGGUGGAGUCUCUUCCUCAAGAGGUCAAGGCUAAAGUCGGGAAGGAGGAAGCAGAGAAACUGAAGGCUGCCCUUGAAGCAGCGGGAGGAACUGUCCAGCUGGAGUAACCUUUCCUGCUCGCUUAGCCACUGCAGGGUACCGUGGAGACUGGUCGCAAGACCUUCCUUAGUGGUCCUGUACACUGACUGGUGUCCUGGAGCUGCUGUAUACUGUGUCAUGGGACUUACUUUACAGUGGGGAGUGUGGGUUGACCAAGAUAUUGUUUGUAUGUGUGUGUCUACUUAUUAUGAUUUUAUACCACUGCCUGAGUGUGCAGUUAUUGGUCCGAUAGGAAUUGGAGAUUUUGUAAAUGCUCACAUAAACGAACAUAAUCAACGGAA